Messenger RNA from Atta colombica, 872 nucleotides. RefSeq lists its product as uncharacterized. Gene Ontology annotation, cellular component: plasma membrane. Gene Ontology annotation, molecular function: olfactory receptor activity; odorant binding. The transcript is spliced from 6 exons. The record is from RefSeq and is a predicted model, not a curated record. NCBI's taxonomy places the organism in Eukaryota, Metazoa, Arthropoda, Insecta, Hymenoptera, Formicidae. Gene Ontology annotation, biological process: detection of chemical stimulus involved in sensory perception of smell; sensory perception of smell. The coding region runs from base 1 to 807 and encodes 268 amino acids.
AUGCACACGACCGCGUGCCUUUUCAUGCUUAAACCAAUCGUGCUGACUCUGACAGCGAAUGAUGUCUUCAAUCUGACAAAAUCUUCUAUAACAUAUGCAUCGAGAUUACCCUUCCAUGUAGAGUACGGCGAAAAAUUCAAUCAAUAUAUAUAUCCAAUAGCAGUGCAUAAUUAUGUGGCCGUAGUCGCUCAUUCGUUUGCCACAAUCGCCGUUGAUGGAUUGUACUACAGUUUAAUUCAGCAUGCUUGUGGAAUGUUCUCGAUUAUUGGAAACACACUGGAGAACAUUGGUAAAAAUAACGAGGAAAAUUUUGAUGUGAAAUCAAUCAAAGUAAAAGACGACAAUUAUAGUAAAACUUUACAUUGUUUACGUAGACAUAUCAUUGUGAUAGAAUUUGCAGAGCAUAUCGAAUCGUUAUUUACAAAAAUAUUUCUGAUGACUCUUAACUUAAAUAUGAUUGUUAGCAGUAUAUCCGGUAUACAAGUGCUAAUGAAUUUAGAUAAAGGCGCAAAUGACAUCAUUGGACCCUUAACUAUCUACGUUGCACAACUUAUUCAUUUAUUUCUUCAUUUUUGGCAAGGUCAAUUUUUACUUGACUACAGCGUCCUCCCAUAUGAAUCUAUCUGCAGGGCCAAUUGGUAUUAUACUUCACAAAGAUGUCGAAAACUUCUGCUCCUAAUGAUGUACAAAACAGUAAUACCUUGCAGAAUAACAGCUAGUAAACUAAUGAUUCUAUCCAUCGAUAACUUUGCCACGGUUGUAAAAACUUCUCUGUCUUAUCUUACUGUGUUCCGUUCAAUGCAGUGAUGAUUUGGCGCAUCAAGUAUGCACUCAAAAUCGCUAAGUUACAACGUAUCUCUUUAAUGCAACAA